This is a messenger RNA of Laccaria bicolor S238N-H82, 2295 nucleotides long. RefSeq lists its product as uncharacterized. The transcript has 8 exons. The record is from RefSeq and is a predicted model, not a curated record. The coding region runs from base 1 to 2295 and encodes 764 amino acids. Lineage: Eukaryota; Fungi; Basidiomycota; Agaricomycetes; Agaricales; Hydnangiaceae.
AUGCAAUUCUUCUCCCUGCGUUGGGUGUUUACUCUAGAACCUCUCCGUGCUCUAUUUCAUGAGCCAGGCAACAGAGAGGAAGUAGAGUCAGGCAAUGAAACUAAGCCAGAGCACGAAGCUGAGGCAGGUCAAGAAGCAGAACACUGCCAGGAGGCAGAGUCAACCCGACACAGAGGCCAGCCUGCCCACAUCAUCCAUGCCAAACAAUGCCCUCAGGUGCAGUGCAUACUGGACGACAAACCUGAUGUGGAGGGCAACUUGCAGCCGGAGGAUAGAGGUCACGGUUAUAUGGAGUCUUCAUUGACACCAAGUGACUACAGCCAGUCCAGGAAGGCUGAAAAGCUUCAGCUUGACCAUGCUCGAAAGAAUCAGGGACUUGGCCAUGACGUAAUGGAUACUGAGGAGGAGGAGGCCGACAACGAGAUGAUAAUGCAGGAAGUAAAUGAGCAUGAUCAGCGUCGUCGAAGCAAGGGGAAAAACCCAUUGAAGAACCUUUCACCAGAGACAAACAGUCACGUUCGGCAUCGUUUGGUGAAGGGCAAACGACCUGCACCAAGACCUUCAGGAGAAAAUAACGAGACAUGCAACAAAGGAGAGGAGUUCACGCAGACUUUACAUAGUCUGGUGAAGAGUAAGCCACCUCCACAGAUGCCUUCAGAAGACAAUGAGGGAUCAGGUGUGGAGGGUGCAAGCCAAAGUCCUCAUGCAUGCCCUGUUACUAGUGCAAAGGCACUGGGAAAGAAAUGUUCAAAUCCUGUGCCAAAGGCUAAGCAUGGCCCUUUCUCAGUUCGUGAAAUGGAUCAAGUCAAGGAGCUUGCAGACACCAUCAUGGAAUACUGCAAGAACAUGGGCCGUACACCCGAGUCUGUCCUAUGCAAAGGGGGCUUCAAUAUCUCCCUUUCUCGUGAGCCGUCCUGGUGGGACAUAUGGCAAAUGUACUUGUGUCACCAGAGUUACAAUCCCAAACAAAUCUCAGCUGCCAGUCACUCAUGGCCUACCCAGGUCUUGGAGAUGUACAAGAUUCUUAUGGAGAACCUUUCAGAGGGCAAGCUGGAGGACUAUUGGCAGAAUAUGCUUGUAGAGUUGGCAGGGUCCAAAUCAGAGGUUGAGCAGCAGGAGUUCAAGAUGGCGAAGUCGGCUCUGAAGCAAGUUCAAGACUUGGCAAUGGUGUUGGGAAGGGUGGACUUGGACAUGAUCGGGGUAAUCAUUCCUUGUGAUCCUGUGGCCAACCAGGCUGCUACCGUCAUCACAGGCAAUCCUUUGCUGCAAUGCAUCAUUGAGCACAGUCAAGCAGACAUCAAGAAGUUACUUCAUCAUUUGACAACACUCCUUUGGGGGAUGGCCUCUAAUUUUAUUGUACCAGAAACCGUGGACAUCUCACAAUUGCUUGGUGUUGAUGUGGUGAACUUGGAUGCAAACAUAGAAGGCUCAAGCACAGUGCUGCAGCUGCCCCCCAUGGAACCCAGGGACCACACAAAGGUUUCAAAAAGUCUGGCCAAAAAAUCCAAGUCUUCAAAAGAUUGGUUCACGAUGCAUGUUCUAAUUGAUUGGGCUUUAGAUUACAUGGACUUGGCAGAGGGGAGUGAGGAUUGGCUGGACAUACCCAUCAUUACUGGCAAAUCCGAAUCAGGGGUGCUUGUCGUCCUCGCCCAUGUCAGAAACUGCUUGCUGGAGGUUGAGAAUGCGGCUCAACAAAACGAUGGAGGUGCUGACUGCCCUCCACUACUCUGUGCCAGAGCUCAUAGCCAGAUGAUUGAGGUCAACACCUUGAAGGUAGUUAAAAAGAAGAAGAUGGUGACAACCUCCACACAAGUUGGCAGGCAGAAGCGCAAGUUACGUGAGGACACCAAGCCUUCUGGAGCUGGUGUCCAGGUCGAAAAACCACCAUCUUCUGAUGACAGGCCAGCAACUCUCGCACUCCUGUUAUCUCCCCCAUUCACUCUCCUCCUGCCAAACAUGUUGGACAAAGAACUCAAUUCCCAUGGGAUGUCCCAGCAGCGGCAUACUCAUGAUGAUGCUGGGUCAAACCGUCUGAGUGGCUCUCAUCCGAGAGGUGUCAUUCCAUGGAAUGACGCCGACGUUCGCAAUCACAAUGACUACGACAUGGAUGUCAACAUGUAUGACAAAGAUGGGCACAACACUUUCAUGGAUGAGUAUCAGGCAACUAGGCAGUACUUUACAGUGCCCCACCUAUUCCUGCAGGAAUCCAGUCAUUCCACAGGAAUUCCAGUGGAAUCCACAGGAAUCUGCAGGAAUUCCAGAGGAAUCCAGUGGAAUUACACUGGAAUCCUCUGA